This is a messenger RNA of Arvicanthis niloticus (Nile rat), 3645 nucleotides long. RefSeq names its product aspartyl-tRNA synthetase 2, mitochondrial (gene Dars2). NCBI's taxonomy places the organism in Eukaryota, Metazoa, Chordata, Mammalia, Rodentia, Muridae. Gene Ontology annotation, biological process: aspartyl-tRNA aminoacylation. Gene Ontology annotation, molecular function: nucleic acid binding; ATP binding; aspartate-tRNA ligase activity. Gene Ontology annotation, cellular component: cytoplasm; mitochondrion. The record is from RefSeq and is a predicted model, not a curated record.
CCACAAUGAACACGGCGGAGGCGCCCUCGCUCUGAUUGGCCGAAAUUCUGGCGUAACUUUGGCGCUCCCAGGGCGUCAGAGGGACUGGCUUCUGGAUGUGGUUUGUGUCAGGGUUCGAACCUCAGAGCUCUAUUGGAUUUGCUCGUCCUCACCUUUCAGGAAAAUCCAAGAUGGGCCGCCAGGUUUGGGAGAAGUGAAACCCAAGGCUGUAUCUCCUUAUGUUUCUGCUUAUGCCCUGGUCACCUUCGAGAAACGUGGGAAUAAAGGGAGGACGUGCUCCUGGUGGCCGACCUUCCGGCUGGGGUCGCUCUAGCGCUGCUGUUUGGGAGCUUUUUUGUUCCGGGCGCAGCCUUGUUUAAUUAAAGUGGGAACUGAUGCACUGAAGGAAGCAAAGGUUUGCCCUAACCACUCACCCGAGGGCUCUGGAGACCUUGCAGAUCAAUCUACUUUGUAGACACUCGAACGUUCUGCGGAGGAGGGUCCGGAUGCGUUUGCGUGGGAACUAGAAUUUUAAAGGUUCCUGGUGUUUCGAAAACCGAGUUUUGAACACCACCACACCUGCAGCGUGGGAUUCGUGAUUGUCUCUACAGAUCCCGGGACUUCAACAUGUAUCUUGGUUCUUGGUUAAGUCGUCUAUGCAGGGGUUUAUCCAGACCCAUCGGAAAGACCAUGCAGCCAAUCUGGAGUUCUCUUUCCAGAAAUCUGGCUUUGAGUUCACAAAGAAUUCCAGAGUUCAGUAGCUUUGUUGCUCGGACCAACACAUGUGGAGAGUUGCGUUCUUCCCACUUAGGCCAAGAAGUCACUCUGUGUGGAUGGAUUCAGUACCGAAGGCAGAACACCUUCAUAGUCCUAAGAGAUUGCCACGGUCUUGUUCAAAUUCUCAUUCCCCAGGAUGAGUCAGCUGCAUCUGUGAGGAGGAUUUUGUGUGAAGCCCCUGUGGAGUCUGUGGUGAGAGUAUCUGGGACAGUAAUUUCCCGACCUCCGGGACAAGAGAAUCCGAAAAUGCCAACAGGUGAGAUUGAAAUCAAAGUUAAAACAGCCGAGCUCCUGAAUGCCUGCAAAAAGCUGCCCUUUGAAAUUAAAGACUUUGUGAAGAAAACAGAGGCCCUUCGUUUGCAGUAUCGGUACUUAGAUCUGCGCAGCUUCCAAAUGCAGUACAACCUGCGGCUGAGGUCACAGAUGGUCAUGAAAAUGCGGGAAUAUCUCUGUAAUCUGCACGGAUUUGUGGAUAUAGAAACCCCAACAUUGUUUAAGAGGACCCCCGGAGGUGCCAAGGAGUUUUUAGUACCAUCCAGGGAACCUGGGAAGUUUUAUUCUCUCCCUCAAAGUCCUCAGCAAUUUAAGCAGCUUCUGAUGGUUGGUGGUUUAGACAGGUAUUUUCAGGUCGCCCGGUGUUAUCGAGAUGAAGGCUCAAGACCAGAUAGACAGCCAGAGUUUACUCAGAUUGACAUAGAGAUGUCCUUUGUAGACCAGACUGGUAUUCAGCGUUUAGUUGAGGGGUUGCUGCAGUAUUCCUGGCCUGAUGAUAAAGACCCUCUAGUGAUUCCUUUUCCUUCCAUGACUUUUGCUGAAGCAUUGGCCACCUAUGGAACUGAUAAGCCAGAUACUCGCUUUGGGAUGAAGAUUGUGGAUCUCAGUGAUGUGUUCAGAAACACAGAGAUCAGAUUUCUUCAGGAUGCACUGGCGAAGCCCCAAGGAACUGUCAAAGCAAUAUGUGUUCAUGAAGGAGCAAAGUAUUUAAGGAAGGAAGACAUUGAGUUCAUUAGAAAGUUUGCAGCUCAUCAUUUCAGUCAGGAAGUCCUACCUAUAUUCCUGAAUGCCAAGAAGAACUGGAGUUCACCAUUUGCUAAAUUUAUAAUGGAGGAGGAAAGACUGGAAUUAACCAGACUGAUGGAGAUACAAGAAGAAGACAUGGUGCUACUGACUGCUGAGGAACAUGAGAAAGCAUGCUCUCUGUUGGGAAAGUUACGGCUAGAGUGUGCAGACCUUUUGGAGAUGAGAGGAGUGGUGCUCCGAGAGCCAGCAGUGUUCUCUUUCCUUUGGGUGGUUGACUUUCCACUCUUCCUUGCCAAGGAAGAGAGUCCCACAGAGCUGGAGUCAGCCCACCACCCAUUCACUGCUCCUCACUCCAGUGACAUUCACCUCCUCUAUACUGAGCCAGAAAAGGUUCGUGGCCAACACUACGACUUGGUUUUAAAUGGCAAUGAGAUAGGAGGUGGUUCUGUCCGAAUUCAUGAUGCACAGCUACAGAGGUACAUCCUGGAAACAUUGCUAAAGGAAGAUGUGAAAUUGCUUUCCCAUCUGCUUCAGGCUUUAGAAUAUGGAGCACCCCCACAUGGAGGAAUUGCCUUAGGGUUAGACAGACUGGUAUGUCUUGUCACUGGAGCACCCAGCAUCAGAGAUGUCAUAGCCUUCCCUAAAUCCUACCGAGGACAUGAUCUUAUGAGCAAUGCUCCAGACUCUGUGUCUCCAGAAGAGCUGAAGCCUUACCAUAUCCACAUCUUAUGGCCAACAGACUCAGAAGAGGAAAGGGCAUCCGCCACACCUUCCAAACACUUGAGCUCUUAACCAAAGCUAAAAUAAGAUCCAGACCUGCCACAGGCUUUAGAAUAAGUUUGUGUAGAAGCAAUCAUUACCUAGUAAGGAACAGAAGCUAUACAAUUGUGAUGUGGUCAUAUGUACCAUUAGGACUUUCUGUGGUUGGGAGUUCUAUGGAAGUUUUUUAAUUAAGAGAAUUGAAAAUGAAACAAACAAACAAAAAAAUCUCUUUAUUGGAGUAUCUAGAUCUUCCUGUUUUCUAAGCAUGUUUCUAUAUCCAGGUAAGUCAUUUAGGACAAGGUUAUGAGAAUACAAGAAAAUGAUCGCCUCUGUAGACCAGCCAGUUAAUACAGCAAGGCUUCAGUUCAUCUAGCCUCACUAGAACCAUAUAAUGUCCUAAGAAGUAGCAUAGUAGAAUCAAAAAGAAAAAAAUUACAAGUAACCGAAUUCUAUUGUGUUGCACCUUGAGCAAGUUACAAAUGUCUCUUAGCUGCUCCAGCUGCUUAUAUAAUGUGAAUGACACUUGUCCAGGAAUCUUGUUGCCAAAAUCAUGAGGUAACAUUUGUGGGAGAUAUAUGAUUUGAAAUACUGUAAUGCAGGGCUGAAAAUACAGCUGUCUUAGUCACUGUUCUAUUGGAUUAUAGUUUCAGAUAUGGCUUAUAUUAUCAGCUGGUGGUAAACACAUGGUAAAGAAGUAACUGAGAAGUGUAUACCUUGACCUGCAGGCAAGGAGGAAAAACUGGGCCUGGCACAGGCUUAUUUGCUUGCUUACUUAUGCUUUUCAAGACAAGGUUUCCUUGGCAUGGGCUUGUUUAUUUAUAGUUUUUCAAGUCAAGGUUUCUCUGGGUAGCCCUGAAUGUCCUAGAACUCUUUCCUAUAGCCCAAGCUAGCCUCAGACUUUUAGAGAUCUGCCUGCCUCUGCCUCCCAAGUGCUGGGAUUAAAAUGCAUGCUCUUCAAGAGCCCUGGCAUGGGCUCUUGAAACUUUAAUACCCACCCCCAGUGACAAAUAUAUGUCUAUAGUAACUAAUAAACAUUCAAAUGAGUUUAUUAGUAUCCCCUCUCAUUUAUUCCCUUCUCUGAAAGGGGAGAGUACUACCCUGAGUAUC